ACCGAGGGCUCUUCUUUGGAUAUUUCGGAGCAUUUGCUUCGGGAUGAUCGGAAGGCUCCGUCCUCGGAUUUCGAGCACGUUCCGGAAUGGAAGGACCAGAUCACCGUCAGAGGGCUGUUGGUGAGUGCAGUUCUGGGGAGUCUUUUCUGCAUCAUCACUCACAAGCUCAAUCUGACUGUUGGGAUCAUUCCUUCGCUGAACGUUGCUGCCGGGUUGCUUGGAUUCUUCUUUGUCAAGACCUGGACUAGCUUCAUGUCCAGGUUGGGAUUCUUCACCAAACCCUUUACCAGACAGGAGAACACCGUCAUCCAGACUUGUGUUGUCGCUUGCUAUGGCCUCGCUUUCAGCGGUAACUCACCCCUCCUUCGUUUAGCUUAAACUCGUGAGCUUUUGUG
Molecule: messenger RNA, 395 nt
Organism: Neltuma alba
Lineage: Eukaryota; Viridiplantae; Streptophyta; Magnoliopsida; Fabales; Fabaceae
Product: probable metal-nicotianamine transporter YSL6
Exons: 1
Cellular component (GO): vacuolar membrane
Molecular function (GO): oligopeptide transmembrane transporter activity
Source: RefSeq, a predicted model, not a curated record